Molecule: messenger RNA, 3239 nt
Organism: Neocloeon triangulifer
Lineage: Eukaryota; Metazoa; Arthropoda; Insecta; Ephemeroptera; Baetidae
Product: non-lysosomal glucosylceramidase
Exons: 16
Coding region: 503-2932 (809 amino acids)
Biological process (GO): glucosylceramide catabolic process; carbohydrate metabolic process
Cellular component (GO): membrane
Molecular function (GO): beta-glucosidase activity; glucosylceramidase activity
Source: RefSeq, a predicted model, not a curated record
CUCGAGGGGGUGCGGUUCUGCGGUCAAAUGAGAUAAAAAGAGGGGUCGCUGUACGGAUGUCCGUUCUUGCAGCGGAAAAUUGGGGAAUAUAAUUUUUGAAUAGAAAAAUUAAUCAUCAGGUUGAGAACCGCGAUAUUUUUAUAAUUUAUAAAAUAUCUCACUGAUCAGCAACUUUUUUAUUUGACCGCAGAGAUUUCACAAGACCUGUUUUUGCCUGGCUUUCCAAAUCAGCCCGAUUUGGUUUUCCUCAGUCUUAAGACCAAUUGGUGCUCAUUUGGUGAGCAUUUGAUCGGCCGGAGGGGCAGAGCAGCGAGCCUGUCCGCUGAUAAAAAAGCGUCAAAUCGACGAUAAAAAAUGUGCACGUCGGUUUAUCAGAGAGGGAGCGGAAUUAAAUCUCUCCUCUCCUGUAUGACGCGCGUCACACUGAGCACCAGCACCAGCAGUCCAUCACCAGCAGCGUAGGCACUCAGAUGUCCUCCCAACAAAAGUAGCAUUGAGUGCCAUGUCGGAGAUGAUGUCGAUCCCACAGUACGGUUGGAAAGUGCGGCUCAACCAUGUUUUCCCCGAGAGACGAAACCAAAGGGUCAAGCCCAAACUGAACCAGUUGCCUCCUCUGGUGCCAUUGGGACUCCGGUAUUUAAUAUGGGCUCUGAAUACUUUGAAAGAUGGAAAGAGGCCGCUAAUGAAUUAUUUCAAGAUGAAAACUGGGAAGCAAAUUUAUGGUGCUCCAAUUGGGGGGAUAGGCGCUGGAACAAUUGGCCGAGGGUUCCGAGGUGAAUUCUGUCGGUACCAGAUGAGGCCAGGCCUCUACACCUAUCACACCGUUGCAGCCAACCAAUUUCUGGUCACAAUAAAAAAUAAAGAUGGGGCCACGCUUUAUCAGCAAGUCUUGUCUCCGCUUAAACGACCAAAGUCAAAAAGGCUGUCCUCUUGGAAAUGGGAGUUUGAUGGCUCAAACGCUCAAUACUGCGCACUUUACCCGCGUGCCUGGACUGAAUUCAAGAUUCCAGAGCAUCAAGUAACACUAGUUUGCCGCCAAGUGUCGCCUGUCAUACCACAUAACUAUAAGGAUUCAAGUUUGCCUUGCGCUGUUUUUGCUUGGGAAAUUGAGAAUAAAAGUCAGGAGGAGCUGCAAAUCAGCAUUACUUUUACUUUCAAGAAUGGAACUGGAGGGAAGGAUGACAAAAAAGGUGGCUGCUGGACCCAGGCUUUUGACGAGGCAGAUGGAACCGUCAAGGGCGUCAUGAUACAUCAACAGAUAAGGAACAUGCAGUGCACAUACGGUGUUGCAUGUCGUAACAACAGUGACAAUGUGACGACUGAAACCAGAUUCAACCCAAAUGGUUCUGGUGCUGAAAUUUGGCAAGCGCUGCUCAAUAAUGGGAAUCUUAGGGUAGAGCCAGAAGAGUACCGUCCAGGAAAUUCCAGGGAAGAAGUUGGCUGUGCGGUUUGCUGCAAAAAUUUGGUGCCACCGAAUGGUCGAGCAUCAGCAGAAUUUUCAUUAGUUUGGGACAUGCCUCAAGUCAGGUUUUCUGGAAGCUCAAAGUCCUACAAUAGAUAUUACACAAGGUGGUUUGGAAAUGAGGGCACAGCUGCUCCAAAGCUCUCGAGAUACGCCAUCGAGAACUACCAUGUUUGGGAAAAGGAAAUUGAUGCUUGGCAGUUCCCGAUUCUCAAUGACAGAGACCUUCCCGAUUGGUACAAGAGUGCCUUAUUUAACGAGCUGUACUUUGUCUCCGACGGUGGAUCAAUUUGGGUUGACAUUGACGAAACUGAAAAACUGCCUGUUGGUGAUCCAAGAAUCGAGUAUGGACGAUUCGGCUACCUGGAGGGCCAUGAGUACCGCAUGUACAACACCUAUGAUGUGCAUUUCUACGCCUCAUUUGCCUUGGCCCAGUUGUGGCCGCAGCUUCAGCAAGUCCUGCAGUACGACAUCAGGGACACAAUUCCUCAAGAGAACCUUUCUCGUCGAAAGCAUUUGUAUGACGGCCAAAAGGCGUCUCGGAAGUCUGCGGGCUCAGUUCCCCAUGACGUUGGUGAUCCAGAGGAAGAUCCCUUUGUGAACAUCAACUCGUAUCCGAUCCACGACGUGGCCGACUGGCGCGAUCUCAAUUCGAAGUUUGUUCUGCAGGUUUUUCGCGACUACUGCCUGUGGAAAGACCCCGAGUACCUGAAGGCCAUGUGGCCCCAGGCGUGCACUGUCAUGCAGAGGGCCUUCAGCUGGGAUACUGACGGGGACGGGCUGAUCGAAAACGGCGGCUUUCCAGACCAAACUUACGACAGCUGGAUCAUGACGGGGGCCAGUGCCUACUGUGGCAGUUUGUGGCUGGCCGCUCUGCACGCCAUGGUGGAAAUGGCGACAGCUUUGGGCGAGUCGACAGAACCUUUUGCCUCGAUUUUGAAGAAGGGAAAAGUUGCUUUUGAGGAUAAACUGUGGAAUGGCCAGUACUAUAAUUUCGACAGCUCAGGAGCGCCACACUCGAGCUCAAUAAUGUCGGACCAGCUGUGCGGACACUGGUACUUAAAGGCUUGUGGAGUUGAAGAUGAGGUGUUUCCCAAAGAAAAUGUGAAAAAAGCGCUGUCUACUAUUUUCAACUUCAACGUUAUGAAGUUCAAGAAUGGAACCAUGGGGGCUGUGAAUGGGAUGUUGCCCUCUGGGGUCAAGGACCUUUUCACCAUCCAGAGUGAAGAGGUCUGGGUGGGGACUGUCUACGCCCUUGCUGCUCUCAUGAUGCACGAGGGCAUGGUGGAGGAGUCGUUCAAGACCGCUGGUGGCAUUUACCAAACAGUGUACGAGCGAAUUGGCAUGGGUUUCGAGACGCCUGAGGCGUUGUAUGAAGAAAAACACUACCGUGCCAUCGGGUACAUGCGCCCUUUGAGCAUUUGGGCCAUCCAGCUGGCGUGGCAAAGAAGAAACGAGCCAGUCGACUAACUUCAAAGUUCUUUUUCUAGCUGUGAAAAGUGAUUAACAAUUUCAGUGAUUUUUAUAGACGGCUUUUGCAAUUUUGUCUUUUGAGCAAUAGGCACCUGCAUCUGUUGUCAUGAUAUAUUUAUUUCUUAAAAAUCUUUUAAAAUAUAUAGAAAAGCUGGUUAGCAUGGAAUAUCUAUCAUGCUAUUGUAGUUUUUAAAAGAUUUAUUGUCAAUCAGUCAUUAUUUGUAUCCAAUUUGUUUUUAUUAAAAGUUAGAAUUUCACUUAAGUAAUGGAUUACUUUAGUUUUGUUAAAUUUGAGAACAUUCAG